This is a messenger RNA of Sciurus carolinensis (gray squirrel), 963 nucleotides long. RefSeq names its product mannosidase beta like (gene Manbal). NCBI's taxonomy places the organism in Eukaryota, Metazoa, Chordata, Mammalia, Rodentia, Sciuridae. Gene Ontology annotation, cellular component: membrane. The record is from RefSeq and is a predicted model, not a curated record.
AUGGCCUCCGACCUAGACUUCUCACCUCCUGAGGUGCCCGAGCCUACCUUCCUGGAGAACCUUCUACGGUAUGGACUCUUCCUGGGGGCCAUCUUCCAGCUCAUCUGUGUGCUGGCUAUCAUCGUACCCAUUCCCAAGUCCCACGAGGUGGAGGCAGAACCUUCUGAACCCCGAGGUGCAGAGGUGACAAAGAAGCCCAAGGCUGCUGUUCCUUCUGCCAACAAGAGACCCAAGAAGGAGACCAAGAAGAAGCGGUUAGAAGUGGAGGAGCCAGGCAGGCCUUGGGGGCAGCCACCCAGGAAUCAACAUCCUGUUUCCUUUCUCCAUCCAGGCUCAGGGUCCUGGUUUCAAGUCCAGGGUACUGAAAGGCCCCAUGAGCAAGUCCUGCACUGAGAGGGUUGCUCAGAAGUGGGGCAGCUCACAGCUACGUUUCCUACGUAAUCACUGGGCCAGGCAGUAGUCCCCCCCGCUGUGGAUUCGCACUGUGUUUUGGAGUCAUUAUCUAAUGUGGACACGCACACCCCUCUCCCACUGCUUGUGAACUGCAGAUCUCCUCCUGCUUACUCAGCAUCUUCGUCUCUGCUCUGUAGGUGGAGCCAGGGUCUCACCUGUGUGCUCAGGUCAGGACACUGUGGUCUUGCAAUGAUAGUCUCUCAUUAGCUGCAACAACCAGUUCCAAAAGAUGGCUGGUGUAAGAGCCACCAGAAGGCUUGGACCUGAGGAACACCUGGGUUCUCCUCUAGCACAUGGAACGGACUUGGCUAAGUGAGUGCAAUACUCUGAGCUCCUGAAAUAGCCGCCUUGUCAAUUUCAGUCCAACCUCUUUUCAGCCCUUCCUAACACAUUCAAGGUGUGCCUUUGCUUCUACCUGCAUAUCCCCCUCCACUCAGUCUUUCUUCCCUGACCAUUAAGGAAAUGUUAUUUGGGGAAGUAAAGGUCAAUAAACUGCCCUGCAUGCUGAAU